UGCCAAAAGUGAUAAAAAACUGUGAUAAUACAUAAAUGUGAACUUGAAACUUUAAUUACUAGUGAAAUGAUCUCAAACUAAAAUGGAGCGUAAACUAACACGCGAGGACUUUAUGCGGAAGAGUUUUCGAGCUCCACGGACGUCGCCGGCGCCCGAAAACCACGAGCCGGCCGUCAACGGUGCCCCGCCGCCUUCGCCGGUGUCUCUGUCCAUGCUGGAGCGAGCCGCCCAACCGCCACGGACGCAGUAUGAGAUAACCUCUUCAGGCAUCGCUCCUAAACGCCUAGAGUUCAACAGAGCUCAUCCCAUACACCUCAAAUCGUUCCAAGCGCCUGAACCUCCCGACGACACCAACACUCCACCUUCCGAUGAUGUGCUACGCACUUUGGAACGACAGAUCGGUGAAAUGGAGCGAGGCUUAGAAAGAGCUCAGAAUGGAACAGUAGCCGUCGACGAGAGAGUACGCUACGCCGAACACGAAAACCUCCUCAGAACUGGUGUUUCCUCGGUCGGCGGAGGAGGUUAUCUCGCUGCUGAUUCCGACACAGAACACGACGUCGUACCUUUUAAUAGAAAUGAAACUACCCGAAGCAGUACUGGAGCUACGGCUCCCACGGUCCGACCAGCUCCCAGACUGGCUAGAACUCAUUCCGACACACAGCAGCACCAAGUCGCUGCUACUGCCCGUCUCAUGCGAAAACUCGCUGACGGCGGCGCGAAGGAGGAAAAAACUAGAGUCAUCUCCCGAAAAGCUAUCCAAGCGCGCAUGGAAAAGGUCAAGAACUCCGUGGUUGGCACCAAGCAUGAGCAUAGAGUCCUGGCCGAGCACAGAGCCGAACCUCCGUCUCCAAGGACCCCGACCUCACCCGUGUCGCCACGCUCAUCCAUACAGAGCGCAUCGGAGUCGUCCGCGGGCGCGGGCGGGGGCUCGGCGACCGGCAGCGUACGCGUCUCCUCGCGGUCCAGAGCCUCCGAGGAACCACACAUUGGAAAGUACAAGCUGCUCAAGACGAUCGGCAAAGGCAACUUCGCGAAAGUGAAACUCGCGAAACAUGUGCCCACCGGCAAAGAGGUGGCCAUCAAGAUCAUCGACAAAACCCAGCUCAACCCUGGCUCGCUGCAGAAACUCUUCAGAGAGGUGCGGAUAAUGAAAAUGCUGGACCACCCGAACAUCGUGAAGCUGUUCCAAGUGAUCGAGACGGAGAAGACUCUCUACCUGGUCAUGGAGUACGCUUCGGGGGGAGAGGUGUUCGACUACCUGGUGUUGCACGGGCGCAUGAAGGAGAAGGAGGCGCGCGCCAAGUUCCGGCAGAUCGUGUCCGCCGUGCAGUACUGCCACCAGAAGCGCAUCAUACACAGGGAUCUCAAGGCGGAAAACCUCCUGCUAGACGGCGAGAUGAACAUAAAGAUAGCAGAUUUCGGGUUCUCCAACGAGUUCACGCCGGGCGCCAAGCUCGACACGUUCUGCGGCAGCCCGCCCUACGCCGCGCCAGAACUCUUCCAAGGCAAGAAAUACGACGGCCCAGAAGUGGACGUGUGGUCGCUGGGUGUGAUCCUUUACACGCUAGUGUCGGGCUCGUUGCCUUUCGAUGGAUCCACUCUCAGGGAACUGAGGGAAAGAGUGCUGCGUGGGAAGUACAGAAUACCGUUCUACAUGUCAACGGACUGCGAAAACCUGCUAAAGAAGUUCCUCGUCCUGAACCCGGGCAAGCGGGCCUCGCUCGAGAGCAUCAUGCGCGACAAGUGGAUGAACACCGGCUACGAGGACGACGAGCUGCGGCCCUACGUCGAGCCGCAGCAGGACUACAAGGACCAUAAACGGAUAGAGGCUCUGGUGUGCCUGGGGUACAAUCGGCAGGAGAUCGAGUACUCUCUGGCGGAAGCGAAGUAUGACGACGUGUUCGCCACAUAUCUGCUGCUCGGCAGGAAAAGUACUGACCCGGAGUCUGACGGCAGCCGCUCGGGCUCGUCGCUGUCGCUGCGGAACGCCGCGCCCGCCAACCAGGCGCAGGCCGCCGCCGCCAACCAGCACUCAGGCGGGGGGUCGCCCGGGCACCGCGGCGUGCAGCGCUCCAUCAGCGCCACGGCGCGCCCCUCCAACUCGCGCCGCGCCAGCUCCGGCGCCGAGGUGCUGCGCGCGCAAGUCGGCACGACUACUAGCGCGGCCAACAACACGACGUCCACGUCAACGACCACCACAUCCAAUUUCAAAAGACAGAACACAAUCGAUUCGGCCUCCAUCAAAGAGAACACAGUACGGAUCGCCCAAAUGCAGGUGCAGAGCGGCGCGCGGCCGGCGUCCGCGCAGCCCAAGCCGGAGCCGCGCUCGCGCACCAUGACGGCGGGCGCCGCGCGCCGCUCCACGCACGACCAGCCGCCCAAGCUCAGCCCGCCGCCGCCUGCGCCCAGCCUGAACUCGCAGCUGAGCACGACGGCGAGCACGGGCGCGGCGGCGACGCGGCGCGACUUCCCCAACCAGCUCGUGUUCCCGCGGAACGUGCCCUCCCGGUCCACCUUCCACUCAGGCCAGACGCGGUCGCGCGGCGCGGCGGCGGGCGGCGCGUACGGCGACGGCGGCUCCCCGCACCAGGCGCGCCCCUCCUUCUUCUCCAAGCUCUCCUCCAGGUUCUCCAAGCGCCUCUCCGUGUUGGGGGAGUCGACCACUCGCCAGAAACCGCGCAUAUUUUCUUCGCUGGACAUUCAGCGGAGGCCGUUGGAUGCAACCACCCCGAAGCAUGCCGUAGGCGCUAGUCCACAAACCUUGCUUGGACAAGGCAACGACGAGCAGGUGAAGCCGCGGGUUCUGCGGUUCACGUGGAGUAUGAAGACUACGUCCUCACGGGACCCUAAUGAGAUUAUGGCGGAGAUUCGCAAGGUUCUAGACGCGAACAACUGCGAUUACGAGCAGCGUGAGCGUUUUCUGCUCCUCUGCGUACAUGGCGACCCUAACGCGGACUCGUUAGUACAGUGGGAGAUCGAAGUGUGCAAGCUGCCUCGCCUCUCGCUCAACGGCGUGCGCUUCAAGCGGAUAUCCGGCACCAGCAUCGGCUUCAAGAACAUUGCGUCGAAGAUCGCGAACGAGCUCAAACUGUGACUGCCCGGGAGCGCCCCGCGCCGCCGCCGCCGCCGCCGCGCCUCGCCCCCCUCCCCGCGCCGCGAGCGCUCCUCCUCCUCCGAGCGCGCGCCGCCGCCGCCGCCGCCGCCGCGCUCCGACUCGCUGCGCCUCUCGGCCGAGGACAUGGUGCUCGUGGCCAACGGGGGCAUGAGGACCCCCUCGGGGGCGUUAGCGCAUUUCCUCGCCGCCUACACGCCGGCGGAGCUCUCGUUAGCGCGCAGCGAUUAUCUGAGACCCCCGCUGUCUCCGAACCCUUCCCAGAGUAUCCAACCGAGGUCCUCGCUGUCUCUGAGAGCGGAUAGUGCGGAUUUGGAUGCGGGUCGAGCGACGCUGCGGCCGCGGAUGCCGCAUCAGUCGUAUUCUUACAGCGUCCACACGCUGCGCCGGCAGCCGCGGGCGGUCUCCCCUCCCUCCCCCCCUUCGCCCCCCUGCGACUGUCUCCCGACCCAUCCCAUCCCCCCGCCGGAGCUUUUCGAUUUUUAGGGGGGGCUCGAGGGAAGUACAAUUUUCCGUAGGAUUUCUCGCAAAGCGUGCCGUUUGGAUAGAUAAAUAAUAAAUAAAUUGCGAUGACGUUGAGUUUUAUUUGUGGACGGUGGGUCGGUUUGUGCCAAGCGAUCGAGCGUUCCGUAUAGUGAGCGCUCGGGCCGCGACGCCCUUGUAUAAUAUUAUUAAUGUACGUGUCAUGGACUUUUACUUAUUUUUUAUUUGUUUUUUUUUAUCUAGCGGCGGUCCGGCCGGCGUUGUUGUAUAAUGUAUACUGAUUUGUAUUUCUUACUUUUUUUUAAUUUAUCGAGGGCAUGUUUUUUAGUCGUUUGUAUGAAAUUUGUUUUUAAAAAGACAUAAUUUAUGGGUCGUAUUUUGGGUGCCGGACGGGCCGCCGGUGCUUUCAUUAUAUUGAUUAUGUUACGUGUAUAAUUGUAUAAUGUACAAAGUGAGUGUCAGCUCAACAGGUAAACUUAGCUUAGCGUUAAUUAUAUUUUUUCCAAUAAUGACAAAUAUAAAUAUACAAAAAGUGGCUGUCGAGCGAUGUAUCGGUGUCGGUGACUAAAUGUACCAGAUUCGAAUUGAUACUUGAUCGCUUGUGUCCGAGGGAGCGAGAGGUUAACAAAGGUCGGUCGCGUUAUCUCUUUCUAAUUAUAAGGCUGAAUUAGAAAGUGUCAAACUAAUCUAUUGUAAGUGCUACCAACUCUUGAUUCUAUUCUAAAUGUGUAUUUCAAGACUUGUAAAGCACUUGUGCCCCGUUUCUCAAAAGCUUGUAACUUGUAAUACAAGUGGAAGUCCCUUUCUAACAAAAUCUGUCAAAAAGGGACUUCCACAUCAAAAGCUUGUAUCUUAUAAUACAAGUGGAAGACCAGUGCCCUGUUUAUCAAAAGCUUGUAACUUGUAAUACAAGUGAAAGUCCUUUUCUAACAAAAUCUGUCAAAAAGGGACUUCCACAUCAAAAGCUUGUAACUUGUAAUCUUCUUCUUCUUCUUCUUCGUGGUCGUGACCUCAUGUCUGAGGGACGUGACUCCUAUGGGUUAUUCUUCCUACCACUGCUCUCCAGGCCUCUCGAUCUUCGGCCAUCUGCAUUGUUGCCUGGAGCGAAGUCUGGGUAAUAUUUUGUACCACAUCUGACCAUCUACUGGGUGCACGCCCUCUACUCCUUCGUCCGUCGACACUCCCGGUAAUAAUGCACCUUUCUAGCGUGUCCAUGCCGCGUCUGACUGUGUGGCCGAAGAAUUUGAGGACUCUUUGGGUACAGAUGGUGGAUAGCCUUGUGGUGAUAUUGAGCUCCUUUAAGAUAGACUCGUUUGUGCGGCGUUCAGUCCAAGAUAUAUUCAGCAUUCUGCGCCAGCACCACAUCUCGAACGCGUCUAUCCUUCUAAGUGCCCGGGCUUUCAGUGUCCAAGUCUCGGAAGCAUACAGGAAGAUUGAGAAGAUUAGGGUAUGCAUGAGCUUUAUCUUUGUUUUGCGGUUAAUUCCUCGGUUCCUCCAGAUCUUCUCAAGUCGCUUCACUGCUGCUUUUGCCAUCUGACCUCGCCUGACUAUCUCCUGAUCACAGUCCCCGUCAUCGCUAAUUUGUGAUCCUAAGUAAACAAACUUGCGUACUGAAUCAAGGUCACGUAGCUCGUUGGUUCUCUGUGGAUGGCCGCUCCGGUUGACAAACAUCAGUUUGGUUUUACUUCGAUUGAUCAGAAGACCAUAUUCUGCGCUGAUGCGAUCAAUCCGGUCCAGUAUAUCGGCGAGUUCAGCUUCCGUCGAGGCUAUGAUUGUGGUGUCAUCAGCAAACCGCAGAUUAUUCAGGAGGUAGCCGCCAAUGCGUAUCCCGCCUUGCUGGUUCUCUAAAACUUGUAAUACAAGUUACAAAAUCCUUUUUGACAGCUUUUGUUAGAAAGGGAGUUCCAUUUGUAUUACAAGUUACAAGCUUUUGAUAAACAGGGCACAUUUGUAACAAAAGCUGUCAAAAAGUGACAUCCGCUUGUAUUACAAGUUACAAGCUUUUAAGAAAAGGGCCCCUGAUAGUAGGUCAAAUGAAUUUCAUAAACACUCGAUGUCUAUUUGUACCUGCUUUCUUGGUUGUAAUAUUGGUAGAACACAUAAUGCUUAUGCCAAUAAUAUUGACUAGUAGGCUACAUGUGAAAGCACCAUGCUAUUGACAACUCUAAUUUGAUAAAUCCCCCUCGGACCGACAAGGACGCAGCUAUACGUCAGAUGGAGACACCUUUAUAUGAUCAUCUCUUUCUAACGUAUGACCGCGUCUCAAGUUUUGAGUAGCAGGUUAUUACACGCUCUUUACGCAUCUAUAGGUUAUCACACUGAAAUUGUUAGAUGUGUAUUAUUCGUCAUUGUGAUCAAAGUAUUAAGGACUUUGUAGUUAUAGCAAUAAUGUUUUUUGUAAUUACCAGUUUUUUUUUUGUGAUUUGGUGUGAAGCUUUCAUUUUUACUAUGUACUUGUGUGUGACGUAUCGCAUACUUACUAGUUAAUAAUUAAGGUAGGUAUGGAUGUAUAGAGCGUGGCGAUCGCGUAUUUUCUAUUAUUAUCUAAUUAAGUGUAGUAUUAUACUUUUACAAGAAAUCACAAAUUUUGACGUUUCAAUGUUGAACUGUCAAUCUGCAUCUUGAAAUUCACUGAAAUAUAAGGACCGACAACGCUCGCUUUAAACUCUGUAUAAAUAAGCAAUUGUAACUUUAUUUCAUAUAUUUUAAGGUGCAUAUUCGUCUGAGGAACAACCUUAAUAUUCAUUCGAAAAUUCGGCUGUGAGAAAGGUACCCCUCGUCAAUAAUUCGAAUAUAGCCUUUUUGUUUGACCAGUCUGAUCCAUAGCUUAAGGGCCACUCCACACUAGCGUCUUUUGAUCGUCGGUGUCUAUACUCUGUAUCUUUAUGUACUUAAAUAAAAGUAAACAAAUAAUUUGUACAUUUUCGGGUUGUUAUGACAUUUAUAGAUUAACCAGUCAAAUACAAAACCUGGAUCUGUCACUGAACAACCUGACUUUAACCUACAUUGUUUGAUCAUGUAAUGUUUUCAUCUACCCUCAACUGGCUUAAGAAUCCAUUUGAGGGUAGAUUUUGUUUACUCUUUUUUAAAUACCUAAAUAUACAGACUUGUCAGCGCUAUGGAAAAUGGCGUCGCUGCGCAGUGCGUCGAGUAGCAGCCAUAGAGUUGCCUAUACGCCGACGCUCGGGAUACGCUAAAGCGUCUCUAAAUCUUUUCCUAUUUCAAUGUGUAAGAGCCAGUGAUCAAAUGCUCAGUAUGUUUUGAGAAAAUGGCGAAUAUAAGAGGAAACAUGACCUCAUUAUGUGUUAAAAGUUAAAAGCGAUUCGAUGUUAAGCGCCUUUCUCUUCUUGUUUGCGUGAUAUCAUAACAGCAAAGUUCCAUUAGACUAAGAUAGCCUUCAAGGUAAUACCUGUGCCCUGUUCAUCAAAAGCUUGUAACUUGUAAUACAAGUGGAAGUCCCUUUUUGACAGCUUUUGUUAGAAAGGGACUUCAACUUGUAUUACAAGUUACAAGCUUUUGAUAAACAGGGCAGCCUAAUACUCUUCAAAGCCUGGUAUGAAUUGAUCGAAUAAUUGAAUGAAAAAUUUGUCAAAAUGAAACAUUCACUCAAAUGUCACAUUAUUUUAAUUCAUUACAUUACCAGUUUUUGAGAUUUUACCUAUACUUACUGAAAAGUAAAUUAAGAAAUUUUACACACGUAUGGUCGUGCAAAUAUCUUUACACGCUAAUGUUCCAAAAAUAUAUUUACACGACGUUAUUGUCAGUGUCUUGAAGGCGUGUAAAUAUAUUUUUGUAAUGUUGCCUUGUAAAGAUAUUUGUGAACUCGACUGUACCAUCGUUUUUGACCUUUGAGGUCAGUUAAAGUUGACGAAAUAUAAAGUGAGCCGAUCUUGUUCAGAAUUGUUCGAGAGAUCGGCUCGCUUUAUAUUUCGUCAACCAUACCUGCACAGAUAUCAUGGUCGCAUUUUUAUCAUUUGUCAUGUCAUGCGUCACUUUCGCAUUUUCAUACUUGUUCGAACGUGACAGGCAUGGUGACAUGAUAAAAAGGCGACCAAAUUAGCCUUGCAGUUUUUGUUAGUACGGUAGCUACUUUGUGAUUAUGUUGUCACGCGAACCGGAGAGUCGCUUCGAUAGCACGAUAAGAACUGGGUACAUAAUAUACAUACAGUAGUUAUAUAUUUAUAUAUAUGAGCUUUGUUUUACGGUAUAACUUAGAGUAGUGUCGACCAUUGGCCGAGUUGACGAGUGGUGCGGCGUUUUGUGAGAUAUUCAAGUGGAAAUAAAUUUUAUUUUUAAUUCCA
Messenger RNA from Cydia fagiglandana, 7896 nucleotides. RefSeq names its product MAP/microtubule affinity-regulating kinase 3-like (gene par-1). Gene Ontology annotation, molecular function: tau-protein kinase activity; protein serine/threonine kinase activity; ATP binding. NCBI's taxonomy places the organism in Eukaryota, Metazoa, Arthropoda, Insecta, Lepidoptera, Tortricidae. The record is from RefSeq and is a predicted model, not a curated record. The transcript has 21 exons. The coding region runs from base 83 to 3094 and encodes 1003 amino acids. Gene Ontology annotation, cellular component: cytoplasm. Gene Ontology annotation, biological process: microtubule cytoskeleton organization; protein phosphorylation; intracellular signal transduction.